AUUCAAUCUUCGCUAUCAAGCAGGAAACCUUCCUUGACGACUUCAACGAACCUGCGAAAGUGCAACAGCAAUAGAAAUGGCUGUAGCACACAAAGUAUCACAGUUACGAUUGCCUCCAUUACCGAGUAUCAAAGACAUCAUUAGGUUAUACAAACUACGUGCACUCAAGGAAUUGUCUCAGAAUUUUCUUUUAGAGCCGAGGUUGAUUGAUAAAAUCGUGAGGGCAGCUGGUAAUAUAGAAAAUCAUGUCAUAUGUGAAGUAGGUCCAGGUCCUGGUGGUAUUACCCGUUCUAUUAUUCGCCAGGCUCCACGGAAAGUGAUUUUGGUGGAGAAAGAUCAAAGGUUUGUGCCAUCUUUAGAAUUACUAGCAGACGCUUGUAAAGACAGAGUUGACAUAGAUAUUAUUACUGGUGACAUUUUGAAAACUGAUCUUGCACAUUACAUACCUAAAGAUGUGAACAGUGACUGGUUUGAUUCGCCCCCACAGGUCAAUUUGAUUGGUAACUUACCAUUUAGUGUCUCUACCAUUUUGAUCAUUCGCUGGCUUGAAAUGAUUUCUAAAAGAGAAGGUCCGUGGUCUUUGGGACGAACUCGAAUGACUUUAACCUUCCAGAAAGAAGUAGCAGAAAGAAUGACUGCUCGUAUGUCAGCCAGACAACGAUGUAGGAUGUCAGUUAUGUGCCAGACUUGGUGCAAUGUUAAUUAUAAGUUUGAUAUACCAGGUGCAGCGUUCCUUCCAAAACCAGAUGUUGAUGUUGGAGUGGUUACCCUCACUCCUCUGAAGCACCCAUUGAUCAAAUUACCAUUCAAAUUGGUUGAGAAAGUUGUUCGACAAAUAUUUUCUAUGAGACAGAAGUAUUCUAUUAGAGGUGCACAGACUUUAUUUCCAGAAAACGUAAGAGAGGAGAUGGCGCUAAAAAUGUACAAAAUGGCAGAAAUUGAUCCAGUAACUAGACCAUUCCAAAUUGCCAACAUGGAGUUUGCUAGAAUCUGUGAAGCAUACAAUGAAAUCAUAAAAAUGUAUCCAGAAUUUGAAAACUAUGAUUAUCGUGCACCAAAGAAACAAAAAGAAGAAAAUGUUGAAGAUGCAGUUUAAUUGUAGAUGUGAGCUUUGAUUUGUAAAUAAUAUUGGUAGAUGUCAUUUAAUAAAGUUUUAUUUAGAUC
Molecule: messenger RNA, 1164 nt
Organism: Diatraea saccharalis (sugarcane borer)
Lineage: Eukaryota; Metazoa; Arthropoda; Insecta; Lepidoptera; Crambidae
Source: the annotation of a GenBank genome assembly